AGAGAUAGCAGUUUAGGAACAAUGUAAUGUAGUGUAGAAAGAUAGAAAACGCGAGUGUAGGAUGGAUAUAGAGAUAGAAGACUGGUUUGCAUUUACGAAUUCAUUUAUUAUUCAUUCAGUGUCACAAUGUUGUGAAAGUAUGAACGUUCUCAUUUUAGAAAAAAGGUGUUUACGGUUUAAAGUCGACGGUUUUGGUGGUGAAAUAUUGAUAAACACAACUUUCUUAUUUCAACUUGUAACUGCACUAUGUAACCAGUUUCGCUGUUAUUUUUAUUGAUAAAUGAUCAGAAAAUUGCAAUCGAAGUGAAUUAAUUGUUACUUGCCGAAAUAAUAAGUAUUUAAUGCAGUUCUGAAAAUCUCCCACAAUGGAUUCCGGAAGAAUGUACGAUUCGCAAGUUCAAAAUGAAACACCCUCAGAUGAGUUCGUGCUCCAUCCCAGAUUUCCAAGCUUACAAGAGAUGGCCUACUGCGAAAUAGCCAUUGCAGUUUGGUAUAGAUACUGUUCGACUCCUAGCCAACGACAACACUAUGAUGUAUAUGAUCCUGACGAUUGGUCGACUAUGAAACUAGAACUAAUGGAUUGCCAUAAACUGAUAAAAACUUUGGCGAUGCCUCGAUUCAUGAAAGAAAACUUGAAAAAAUAUGUAAAGAGAGUUCGCCAACAAACAAUUGGUUGCACUGAAUACUUCAGAGAUUUAUUGUUUACAACAGAUUUUCUCGUAAACAAGUACGGCGGAUUGCCUUUAGUUGAUUGGGAGUACAUUGUAUGGUAUCCAGAUGGUGGAAUCAAUUAUAAAAGCACUGCUAUCAAAAUACUUCAUUCGGGCGUGUUGACUGAGGUGCAGAAGUUCGCCAUCGUGAGCUAUUUCUGCCUGGAAAGUGAGAUGAAAAGCUUCAAUCUAAAUCGCCGUCCCAUGAAAACCUUUAUCUCAGAAGUAAUUGGAGACUAUGAUCCGUUAUUGUUGUACUGGAUCUACUACCUGAAGAACGAAUCACACAGAAUUUCACCAGUCUCAUUCCUUCGUUCAUAUGGUAACUACUUGCAAGCGGAUGGGUUUGAGUAUUUCUUGAAUCGUUUGAGUGCUGAAGAUCAAGUAUCCUUUCUAAGUGGCAGAUUACCUACAUUCCAGGGUUCUUACUGGUAUGAUAGUUUGUUUUACAAGAUGUCUCAUGAUCAAUUAACAAAUUUACUGUUUCGUCAACCAGUUGGUAUGAUAUUAGUUUUUAUGGAAAAAAUAGAAAUGCCCGAGUGGGCAAUUAUCGCUUGGAAGCGGUGUAAAAAUUGGAUAUCUGAUGAGCAAUUUGUCGAGCUGUUGCAAAGACUAUUUGACCGAUUUCACAUUACGCGUAUCCAUCGUCAAGAAGACAAAAUGAGUGUUUUAUUGGAAAUCUGGAAUACGGCCAACGAUCACCAUAAGAAUUAUGCAGCGAGACAGGCAAGAUUAGGAAAAGCUGUCGUUAGUCGUCUACUGUCAGGAAAUCCUUUUAAAUAUUCUUUUCCAUCAGAUGAUGCACAUCUCUGGAAAAGACUAGCACCGAGUAGUUUCAAGUUUCUACUGAAAUUUUUAUCUUUGAAAAGCGCGUAUUAUCGAAAAUGUCUGAUUUUCCAAGGUGAUCUCUCAUUUAUAUUCAAUUUUGAUUUCAACGUGGUACGCGAAAUACUUGAGUUAUGCUUGCCAAACUUCCAAGGUGAGGUGGAAUUCAAAAAUCAACGGAGUAAAGACAUAAUUCGUCCUUAUUUCUGUAUAAUUUUAUACACCGAAGAUCACGAUGAAUUGAAUAGAAGAUUGUUGUGUUCCUUUCAAAACUUGAAUAUUCCUUUGAAAGAUACACUAGAAAAAUUCAUCGAGUUAUUGAUAACAGCCAAUAAAAGAGAAUACAAAACUCAUUACCCCUAUAAUGGCAAUGAUGAAUCUGAUAUGAUGAGAUUGGGUAUAUUCAUCACCAAAAUUCUUCAAGAAGAUGUGUCUACAGUAUUGAAAAUGAAAGAAUCGUACUUUUCGUCAUUCAUUUCUGGCACCAGUGAUCCGUAUGAACGCUACGGUAGUUUGAACGAAUUGAGCAAACUAAUUGAGCAGGAGUUUGUCCAUGAACAUCUGCAUGAGUUGAAAAGCCGAUUAGCCGAAAAACUCAAAAUAACAAGUGUUGAACGAUGGGUUUGGAUUGUGCGUAAUUAUCAAAGUUUCAAACGUGUUUUUUCAUGGUGCUUUGAAAAUGAUGAAGAAAUGUCUCGGCAAGUUAAACGUUGUAUACCAAUUAACAAUAUUAGUGUUGAGGUUUUUAAUAGAAUAGCGCAGCGAAUCGCGUCUUUCACUAACUUGAAGAGAUUUCUGGAGUGGUAUUUCUCCGGUGUAGAGGAAGAAUUGAUAUCUUUUAAAUUAGGUUUAAUAAAUUAUCCUGAAACUGCUAAAAUAUUAGAAGAGAUACAGAAAUUGGACAGGCAGAUUUGUAGAAAUUUUUUGCAGUGGAUUGGCCACCCUGUUGAUCGCCGUGCUAAAAGAGGUACCUAUGGCGUCGUAUCUUUUUUAUUAUUUAUUUUUUUUGCUGUUUUUUCCGUAAUAUAUGUCCACCUUUAAGCAUGCUUGUAGCUUGUAAGUAUAUGUAUGUUCUGUGAUACAAGGCGUUUCAAUUUGUUAAACAUCUACGUAUGUAUUUGUAAAAUUCUAAUUUCAAAAGCAUCUAUGUAAUUUGUAGUUCAAAAUGACAA
This is a messenger RNA of Planococcus citri (citrus mealybug), 2707 nucleotides long. RefSeq lists its product as uncharacterized. Bases 366 to 2576 code for a protein of 736 amino acids. Lineage: Eukaryota; Metazoa; Arthropoda; Insecta; Hemiptera; Pseudococcidae. The record is from RefSeq and is a predicted model, not a curated record. The transcript is spliced from 2 exons.